AUGCGAUGGACUCAUGAGAACGGAAUACCAGAGACGGCCGCUUCGUCGAGUUCAGAUCCUUUCUGGAAAUGGCUCCGGCCAGGGCGGACCAUCUUGGGUUGGUGCAGAUCGGAGAAUAAUUUAAUGAAUUUAUGCCAUCAGUAUGUCUCCUGUCUUUCGAAAUGGGCACGAGUUUCCGCUGGCACUUCCCUCUUUUGUUCCCGUCAAGAUGUGUUGUGGGCACUGCCAAGUACAUGGCCAGAUGCUUACACGGUAAUAUCCAUGGGCAGGGGUGGCCAUCAUGCUUUUCAAGGACCUUUCAAGGGCAUCUGUGCCACUAGAUACAGAAGCAAGGUCAUCUCAAGCCAGUCAGAGAUAGACCGGCCAAUAUCCGUAGAGGCGUGGCCCAACGGCAGAAGAAGGCCCGGAACUACCGCCGCCUGUGGUUCUCUGGGGCAGACAACCAAGCAUCUGCCGCGGUUGUGGCCGAGAGCCCAGAGCAACAGCAGCCUACAGUAG
Molecule: messenger RNA, 498 nt
Organism: Pochonia chlamydosporia 170
Lineage: Eukaryota; Fungi; Ascomycota; Sordariomycetes; Hypocreales; Clavicipitaceae
Exons: 1
Coding region: 1-498 (165 amino acids)
Source: RefSeq, a predicted model, not a curated record